Hyaloperonospora brassicae is the source of this 726-nucleotide messenger RNA. The record is from the annotation of a GenBank genome assembly. NCBI's taxonomy places the organism in Eukaryota, Oomycota, Peronosporomycetes, Peronosporales, Peronosporaceae.
AUGAAGCAGACGCAGCCGCAGCUCUCGUACGUGCAGUUGACGCAGGAGAUCAUGCACGCCAAGGGCCUCGUGGGGGUCUGGGACGGCUUCCUCCCGUGGGGCGCGCUGCAGGGCGUGGCCAAAGGUGCGGUCUUUGCCUGGGGCCACUCGAUCGCGCGCACGGGGCUGAGCCCGUUCAUCCAGAGGGGCGCCGUGAGCCGAGACGCGUCGGAAGUGAUUGCCGGCGGCAUUGGGGGCGGCUUCCAGGGCUUUGUCCUGAGUCCGACGCUGCUGCUCAAGACGCGCGUGAUGACGGACCCGAUCUUCCGCGAGCACAUGACGCCGCUCGAGACCGUGUCGCGCUCCAUGCGCAUUGGCGUCAAGGUCAUCCAGCAAGAGGGCGGGAUGGCGCUCAUGAAGGGGUCGGGCAUGUUCUCGCUCAAGCGCGUGGCCGACUGGUCCACGCGCUUCUACUUCUCCGUGCAGGCGGAGAACCUCUUGUACAAGCGCAAGAACCCCGACCAUGUGCUGCAAACGAGCGAGCAGAUCCAACAGGCGUCGAAAGCCGGGGAAAAGGUGUCUGCUCUCGAGCUCUUUCGACAGCAGUACCGGGCUGGGGGGCUCAACAAGGUGCUGGCGUUCGGGACGACGGGCUUCGUCGCGCGCUUUGUCCACGCGAGCUUCACGACCAUGAUCAUGAAGACAGCAACGAGUGUGGUGUACGACAUGGUCGAGCGUCGCCACUAG